UUUGGCGGGAAUCAGUAAACAAAAAUAUUGUAUUUAUUUUUCUUGAAAAAUAAAACUGAAUAUUGAUAAAAAAAAUUUAAACAUUGAUAAUAUCGUUUAUUGUCUUCAUAAUUAUUAAAGAGAUAUAAAUAAAAUAAAAAUGACUGAUAAUUUAGACGAUGAAAUUAAUCAAAGAUCAUUGUCUGGAGACGAAGGUCAAAAUUCAGAUGAUAAUGAAAAUAAACUUACUAAUAAUGAUCAACAAGAAAACGAUGAAAAUAAUGAAGAAGCUGGUAGAAAAAUUGAUCCAAAGACUUCAAGAAAACGUAUAGUUCGUAAUCCUAUACCAAAGUUAAAUCCUGCAAGGUUAAAAGGACCUAAAGGUAUUCAUACUAUUGAGGAAUAUUUUACAGGAUUUAAAUUUCACGGUAAAGGACAUGAAAAACAUGAUUUAGAUCGUAUUAUGAAACGUUUAGAACAUUGGGGACAUAGAUUAUUUCCAAAAUAUCAAUUUGAUGAUUUUAUUGAAAAACUUGAAGCUUUGGGAACAAAAAAAGAACUUCAAGCAUUCCUUACAAGAUACCGUAGAGAUAUGAUGCUUAAUGAAGUAAUUAUUCGAGAAGAAGAUGAUGUUAUUGAUGAAAGAGAAAAAUCACCUGAACCUGUAGAUGAAUUUGAUUUACUUAUUGCUGAACAAAUUGAAAAAACUAAACAAGCAACAGUAGUUACUGAAACAACUCAACGUAAUAAUGAUAUCUUUGAUUCACUUUUAAAUUCACAAAAUCAGCAAACACUCAGUAGUAGUCAACAAGUCAAUAUUAGUGAAUCUAUUAAUUCAACUGAGUCAGAUGAAGAAAUAAAAAAGAAAAUUGAGAGAAACAGGCAAUUGGCAAUUGAACGUAGACAAGCUAAAUUGCGGAAAGAUGAACAAAUUAAAAAAAGUAAAAUUUCCGAAUCUUCUAUUGUAUCCGGUGAAAUAGAAAAAACUACAAAAGCAUUACCACAUACAUCUGAAAAUUUACCACAAACAAGUGAAAGUAUUCCUCAUGUCCAAAUACCAGUUACAAAUUCUAAAGAUCAAAAUCCAACUCUUACUGAUGAAGAAAUAAAUUCCAUUUUCAAUUCAGACACUCAACCGUUAGAAGAUAUCGACAUUCAAGAAAAUAAUCAACAACUUUCAAAUACAGUCAAUGGCAAUUUAAACAACAAAAAUGUACCCAAACCUCUAUUAACUGACGAAGAACUUGAAAGAGAGAUAAAUGAAGCCGUCAACCAGUUCGCCCAACAAAAAAGACCAUUACACUAA
Microplitis mediator is the source of this 1285-nucleotide messenger RNA. Its product is annotated as TIMELESS-interacting protein. Gene Ontology annotation, molecular function: DNA binding. Bases 140 to 1285 code for a protein of 381 amino acids. Gene Ontology annotation, cellular component: nucleus; replication fork protection complex. The record is from RefSeq and is a predicted model, not a curated record. Lineage: Eukaryota; Metazoa; Arthropoda; Insecta; Hymenoptera; Braconidae. Gene Ontology annotation, biological process: replication fork arrest; replication fork processing; DNA damage response. The transcript has a single exon.